AUGUUUGCCCGUGCCGCUCGCUGUGGAUCUUCUCUUCUUCGGUCACCAACAGCCACUCUGUCUGCUACUACUCGGACCUCAUGGGUAUCCCGUACUCCUCAACUCGCCUUCCCAACCGUACAGAAACAACAACUGCGACAACUGUCCAUUCAUGAGCAUCUCUCCAUGGGUCUGUUGAACCAAUACGGUAUCAAGACUCCCCGUGGUUAUGUUGCAAAGACCUCUGCUGAGGCUGAGAAAUGUGCCAAAGACCUGGCCACCAACGAUCUGGUCAUCAAGGCCCAGGUGCUCGCUGGUGGUCGUGGCAAAGGCCAUUUUGAAUCAGGCCUUAAAGGCGGUGUCAAGGUUGUUUACUCUGCAACUGAUAUCAAGGGACUGGCAGAAAAAAUGCUUGGUAACAAGCUAAUCACCAAGCAAACUGGUGCAGGUGGUCGUAUUUGUAAUGCUGUCUACAUUGUUGAGCGUCUCUAUGUUCGUCGCGAAUUUUAUUUUGCUAUUGUCAUGGAUCGUGCUACUCAAGGCCCUGUUAUUAUUGCCUCAUCUCAAGGCGGCAUGGACAUUGAAACUGUUGCCGCUGAAACUCCCGAAGCCAUUGUCACCCAUCCUGUUGACAUUAACGUUGGACUCCAACUUGCUGAUGCCACCAGAAUAGCUAAACAGAUCGGCUUUGACGGUACUGGUGCUACAAAGGCUGCCGAGACAUUUAUGAACCUCUAUAAACUUUUUAUUGAAAAGGACUCUACCAUGAUUGAAAUCAAUCCCCUUGCCGAGAUCCAAAACGGAGAUGUCAUGUGUAUGGAUGCCAAAUUUGGUUUUGACGACAAUGCCGAUUUCCGACAAAAGGACAUUUUUGCGCUUCGCGAUACUACUCAAGAAGAUGCUCGUGAAGUUGCAGCUGCAAAGUGGAACCUCAACUACAUUGGUCUUGACGGAAACAUUGGCUGUCUUGUCAAUGGUGCUGGUCUUGCCAUGGCUACCAUGGAUAUUAUCAAACUUAAUGGCGGUGACCCUGCCAAUUUCCUUGAUGUUGGUGGUAGUGCUCGUGCUGACCAAGUCGCAGAAGCAUUUAAAAUCAUUAGUUCUGAUCCUCACGUAUCUGCCAUCCUUGUCAACAUCUUUGGAGGCAUUAUGCGCUGCGAUGUUAUUGCCGAGGGUAUCAUUGCUGCCGUCAAGCAACUUGGUCUCAAACUUCCCUUGAUUGUUCGUCUUCAAGGCACUCAGGUUGAUGCUGCAAAGAAACUGAUUGACGAAUCUGGUCUCCGUAUGUACUCCAUUGACGAUCUUGACGAGGCCGCUGUUCUUUCAGUGAAACUCAGUAAUAUUGUUACCAUGGCUAAACAAGCCGGUGUUUCUGUCAAGUUUGAUACUGUUUAA
Batrachochytrium dendrobatidis JAM81 is the source of this 1374-nucleotide messenger RNA. RefSeq names its product succinate--CoA ligase (GDP-forming) subunit beta. The record is from RefSeq and is a predicted model, not a curated record. Gene Ontology annotation, biological process: tricarboxylic acid cycle; succinyl-CoA metabolic process. The transcript is spliced from 7 exons. NCBI's taxonomy places the organism in Eukaryota, Fungi, Chytridiomycota, Chytridiomycetes, Rhizophydiales. Gene Ontology annotation, molecular function: ATP binding; succinate-CoA ligase (ADP-forming) activity. Gene Ontology annotation, cellular component: mitochondrion; succinate-CoA ligase complex. The coding region runs from base 1 to 1374 and encodes 457 amino acids.